Molecule: messenger RNA, 1412 nt
Organism: Megalops cyprinoides (Indo-Pacific tarpon)
Lineage: Eukaryota; Metazoa; Chordata; Actinopteri; Elopiformes; Megalopidae
Gene: gdf2
Product: growth differentiation factor 2
Exons: 2
Coding region: 33-1316 (427 amino acids)
Biological process (GO): SMAD protein signal transduction; BMP signaling pathway
Cellular component (GO): extracellular region
Molecular function (GO): growth factor activity; cytokine activity
Source: RefSeq, a predicted model, not a curated record
AUAAAAACUCACGGCUCAGACCUGAACCUAAGAUGCAGUCGCUGAAGAGCCUCUUGUUCCCCGUCUGCUUCAGCCUGAUGUUGUCCGUCGGAUACUGUAGGUGCAAGCCGCUGACCAGCUUGAUUCAGAAAGAGGAGGCUGAGGUGGAGGGCUUGCGCCGGAGCUCAGAACGAGACCUAACCAGGGUGGAGGACGAGGACAUGAGGAGGAGGCAGAGGAGUUUCUUGGGCAAUAUGAAGGAAGAGUUCCUGCGCAAGCUGAACCUAUCAGGGGUCCCCCAGGAGCACAGCAAAAUAGACCCGCCUCAGUUCAUGGUGGAGCUGUACAACAGAUACGCCAGCGACAAGUCCACCAUGCCCCGCUCGGAUGUGGUCCGCAGCUUCCUCAUCCAAGAUGUCAUCCACUCUGAAAAAAACGGAAACAGGUCCAAACACAGACUGCUGUUCAACGUCUCUAUUCCUGGCCAUGAGGAAGUCACCAUGGCAGAGCUGAGACUCUUCUCCUUCCCUGACAAGAGGUCGGCAGCCUGCGGCGACAUCAGAGCAACGAUAAAAAUCUAUAAAGUGGAGCACAGUGGCGGCAAACCCACGCUUCGCUUCCUCAGUGGCAAGGAUGUAGAGGGGGCCCGCCAGUCCUGGGAGGCCUUUGACGUCACCGAGGCGAUCCAGGCCUGGGUGCGGUUGGGCCACGGCGCGCACGAGCUGGAGGUGCAGGUGGAGCGGAGGGACUGCCGGGCCCCACGGGGAGGGGGCGGCGGCGGCCUGGACGUCAGCGUUAGCCUGCGGGGGAACAGCUCGGCGAUCCUCAUCAUUUUCUCCGACGACCUGGGGAGCAGGAGGAGAGAGGCCCGGAAGGAGCUCAGGGAUAUGAUCCUCCACGAGGAGGAGAGCGUCUUCUCGGGAACACCUGACGCCGGGGCCAACCGCGACCUAGCCCCCGCUGACACCGAGGCCGACGCUGCCGCUGCUGCCCAUCCGAGGCGGAGGAGGCAGGCGCGCACCGACUACUGUCGGAGGACCUCCCUGCGCGUCAACUUCAAGGACAUUGGCUGGGACAAGUGGAUCGUGGCACCGGUGGAGUACGACGCCUUUGAGUGCCGGGGCAUCUGCUACUUCCCCCUGACCGACGACGUCACGCCGUCCAAGCACGCUCUCAUUCAGACGCUUGUCAACCUCAGCAAUCCCAAAAAGGCCAACAUGGCGUGCUGUGUGCCCACCAAACUGGACCCCAUUACUGUCCUGUAUCAGGAGAACGGUAUCAUCACCGUGCGACACCUGUAUGAGGAGAUGAAGGUAGCUCAGUGUGGGUGCAGGUAGUGAGGUAACAUUCCCAUAGGCCCCUGUAAAUCUGUACAUUCCUGCUUUAAGAGGCAGCCCUUUUCCCCCUUUAUUUAAUGUAUGUACAUAAGAUGC